GGCGGUGGCUGCUCGGGCCUGACAAGCGAGUCGCUAUUGGUCCUGCCCUCCACCAGGCCAGGAGAGGAACCGGUUGGGAGACUUCGCUGCGAACCAAAGGGCGGCGGAAGAGCGUCUCGCAGUGCUGCCUCCGGUGCGCUUCUGGCAACUUAAGGGAGCCGCUCAUCUGGUCAGAAGCGCAGCUGCUAGGAAGUCUUUCAGAUUUUCACCAUGGAACAACUGGCUAAGGCAAACAUACAUUUUGGUCUGGACCUCUUCCAAAAAUUGAAUGAAGCCAACCCAACAGGCAAUAUCUUCUUUUCCCCAUUUAGCAUAUCCUCUGCAUUCGCCAUGCUCUCAUUAGGGGCCAGAGCGAACACAGCAACCGAACUCUCAAAGACAUUUCACUUUGAUGCUGUUGAAGAUCUUCAUUCACGAUUUCAGGCACUCAGUACUGAUGUUAAAAGGUGUGAUGCGUCCUAUGUACUGAAACUUGCUAAUAGGCUGUAUGGAGAAAAUACCUAUUCCUUUUUGCAAGAUUUCUUGACUAGCACUCAGAAGCUGUAUGGAGCUGAGCUAUCCUCAGUGGAUUUUCUAAAUGCCUCAGAUGAAGCACGAAAACAAAUUAACCAGUGGGUUGAGAAACAGACUGAAGGUAAAAUCCCUGAGUUGUUAUCUGAAGGUUCAGUUAAUGAACUAACCAAACUGGUUCUGGUCAACGCCAUCUAUUUUAAAGGCAGUUGGGAAGAGAAAUUUCAGGAGGCAGACACGGAGGAUUUGCCUUUUAGACUCAACAAGAAGGAAAAGAAGAAUGUGAAAAUGAUGUUCAUGAAAAAGAAGUUUCCUUUUCGGUACAUCCAUGAAUGUAAGUGCCGUGUGCUGGAACUUCCUUACAAGGGAAAAGAACUUAGCAUGAUAAUCCUCCUGCCUGAUGACAUUGAGGAUAAUUCCACUGGCCUGGAACAGUUGGAGAAGCAGCUCACCUUAGAAAAGCUUCAAGAAUGGACACAUCCAGGGAAGAUGUAUUCAAACAAUGAUGUGUACGUGCAUCUGCCUAAAUUUAAGCUUGAAGAGACUUAUGAUCUUAAAUCUCAUUUAGUUGCACUGGGAGUGAUGGAUGUCUUUGAUAGUGGCAAGGCCGAUUUGUCUGGAAUGUCAGGUGCCCAAGACCUCCACGUGUCCAAAAUUGUUCACAAGUCAUUUAUAGAAGUGAAUGAAGAGGGCACAGAAGCAGCAGCAGCAACAGCAAUGAUAGCUAUGCUCUGUAGUAUUCCUAGGGAAGAGGAUUUCAAUGCUGACCAUCCCUUCCUGUUUUUAAUCCGUCAUAACCCUACGCAAAGCAUAUUUUUCUUUGGCAGAUUUGCUUCUCCGUGAAAACUAAAAUGAAUCUCAGGAACACAUACCAGCCAUUACAGCGACUCCCAUCAAGCACAAUGUUGUUUCUUUCCCUGUUUGGGAAAAAGCUGUUGUGGGAGAAAACUGGUUCCUGGGACAGAAAGCUUUGAAGAUGCUUUAACUAAAUCUCUGAUUUGAUUUCCCUCCUGGAUUCUCUUGUACUGCUUUGCUAGUUCUAUCAGUGUUUUAAACCGAAAUGCUACUGUACACUCUUUCUUCUAAAAUCAUUCAGAUAUUGAUUGUUUUAAUAAACUUUGCUAUUUGAAGAAA
This is a messenger RNA of Elgaria multicarinata webbii, 1644 nucleotides long. RefSeq names its product leukocyte elastase inhibitor-like. Gene Ontology annotation, molecular function: serine-type endopeptidase inhibitor activity. Lineage: Eukaryota; Metazoa; Chordata; Lepidosauria; Squamata; Anguidae. Bases 211 to 1353 code for a protein of 380 amino acids. The transcript is spliced from 7 exons. Gene Ontology annotation, biological process: negative regulation of interleukin-1 beta production; negative regulation of endopeptidase activity. The record is from RefSeq and is a predicted model, not a curated record.